This is a messenger RNA of Exophiala xenobiotica, 3889 nucleotides long. RefSeq lists its product as uncharacterized. Bases 229 to 1533 code for a protein of 434 amino acids. Gene Ontology annotation, cellular component: nucleus. Gene Ontology annotation, biological process: protein dephosphorylation. The transcript is spliced from 3 exons. The record is from RefSeq and is a predicted model, not a curated record. Lineage: Eukaryota; Fungi; Ascomycota; Eurotiomycetes; Chaetothyriales; Herpotrichiellaceae. Gene Ontology annotation, molecular function: protein tyrosine/serine/threonine phosphatase activity.
AUCCACCAUGAACCCAUGACCAAAGACCUGUCACCUUCUCCAUCAUCUGCUCGUUGAGACAAUCCAGGAAGAUUGCACAAUUUUCACCUCCCUGUUUACAGUUUAGGUUGAAUGCCUGACUACUAUUCUGACUCGGGCUAAAUUUUCCUUGCCUCUUUCCUCUUGGUUUUCAUCAUUGGCUGAACAGAGGCCGAGGUCAUCUGUCGUGCUGCAUAUUCAUGCUUCAACAUGGGUACUUCGAUGCUACCUAGCAAAUGUCCAGGGUAUAACAUCUACGUUGACGGAUUUCAAGCCUUGCGCCGUCCGGAGGCUCUUCAAGGCUCCAACAUCACCCAUGUCGUGUCAGCGAUCGACUGGAAAUUUCCGCAAGGCUGGGCUCCGCUCCGUGGGUUUCAGCAUCUGCGCAUCCCCCUGGAUGAUGUCUACGAUUCCAACAUCCUGGAAUACUUUCCUCGGAGCAAUGCCUUCAUACAUGAAGGGCUAAAUUAUUGGUCAAGGGCAUCUCCCAACAAUGCUCGUGAAAGCGGAGUGCUUGUCCAUUGUGCAAUGGGCGUCUCUCGCUCCGCCACUAUUGUCGUGGCCUACUUGAUGUGGGUAUCAAGACAACCCCGAUCCAUCCAACAGCCACAGACGACCUCACAAUCUCAUUCCGAGACCUCAACUUCUUCAGGGCCAUCGACGGAUGCAGAUACAGAAGACGCCACGCCCGAAAUGGUAUCCCUUCCGCCUUCACCCCUCACCGUCGAGGCUGCUCUGGCUCUACUCCGUGAAGCACGACCUCAAGUCGAACCCAACUCCGGCUUCAUGAAGCAACUACGGAUGUACGAGGCCAUGGGCUGCCCCACGACACAAGAACAACUCGAAUCACACAAGACCUACCGCCGCUGGAUGAACUCUCGUAACAUCAUGGACGCUCUGAGCUCAAACCGGGCGCCAGAGAUGGCCGACAUUAGCUUUCGGGACGAAGAGGACGACGACGGCGGCGAUGAUCUCAAGCCUGACAUCGGUGAAAAGGUGACUAACCUCUCCUUGGCCAGCACCGACGCUGAGAUUACCGAUCCCGAUAUUUCCAGCUCAUCUGUUCCUGAAGCUGGAUCCCUCCCGCGUGCUGAAGUUGAGCUCAAGUGCCGCAAAUGUCGCCGGCUGAUCGCCAAGUCGAACUUUGUCGUCCCGCACAAACCACCUCCGCAUCGGGACCCAUCGGUCGACAACUCGACAGAGCCGUGCGCUCAUAUUUUCCUCCAUCCUCUGUCAUGGAUGCGCGAGACACUUGCUCAGGGUGGGCUGGACGGACGUCUGUCCUGUCCAAACCCAAAGUGCGGAGCCAAUAUUGGCAAGUUCGCCUGGCAAGGGUUGCGGUGCAGUUGCGGCGGAUGGGUGACUCCCGGCUUCGGUAUCGCUAGGAGCAAAGUCGACGAAGCACGCCCUACCAAGCGAGGAACGGGUGCGGGUGCAGGUAAUACAGCUCGAGGGGGCAAUGCGAUUCGAUUGCCUCCUGGGAUGAGGAAGAUGGGAGGUAAUGGCAACUUGUGAUAUUGCAUUUCACCCCACGAACCUGACCUAGGCCCCCGAAAAGCCAACAGGAGACGGUGCGCAUGCCUGACAUCCUCGGGCAGUCCAAACGUUUUUGAGAUGCUGCAACCUAGACGAUGAACCCACGACGAAAACGAGACACAACUCCGGGAUUGCUUGUCUGCGAGGCGACUCAUUAGGCGUGCUGGCGGCCUGCGUCUCUCAGCAUACUAAUAGGAGCCAUGAGAGACCAAAACCGAAGCGUGCGUCAAGGUGCUGUCGUGCUAGGCGAAGGCCGAGAACCAAAGGCCAUGGGAAUCCAUGAAGCUGCAUUCGAGAUACUCUGCUAGAGAGCGAGAACCGUGCAAUACCACGAGUACACCUUCCGUGAUUCGGAUGACUGGCAGUACUGGAAUUUUACAAAUGCCGUAUGCACUCAGUCGCUCAAGAGCUAGCACGAACAUGUAGGCCGAUGCGACUGAACCACGUUUCGGCAUGCAGAGGAACUGGGGGGCAGACCCAAACAUCAGACUGUGGUCAGCAUCACGUACGCAGCGAUGGAGGAUUGAACGGGGAGAAGAAGUAAGCCUGGUGACGGCAACCGGAAUAUUGUCACUCGCUGCUCACAAUCACCAAUUUGGGGUGCGAAAAGUGAGACGGACACCGGGCAGUUGAGGCGACGCGAUGAAAAAGAAAAGACAGCGAAGAGAGCGAUGGGAUUCUGGUGGUCAGGCUCUUCCUGGCAACAGCCAACGAAACACGAGCUCCGAUGCAUCGGCGUCUUGGCGAGCUGGGGACUCACUUGACGAUAUGACACUUGAGACCGUCCUUUUUUGUGCCAUGCUUGGUAAGCUUCCGAGAGGAUGCAGACACCGACACCGACAAAGGGCUUGGAUAAAUCAAUUCAAAUAAGAUGUGUCACGAACGCAAGCAAAAUCCGUAUGCAUAAAGGUCUGGUGGCGCACCAUCGUGGCUAGCUGAAGCCUUGAGAGGCGGGCUUCUCCCCUCCAGGGAUAUCUAUCGGAUUGCUGCCAUCAAUUGCUGACUUUCAGCCACAAGGCUCGGGUAGGCCUUGUGCCCUAGCUCCAGACUGGUCCGUCUCGCCUGCCGUUGGAGAAUUCAAGAAGCAAUAAUGCCACCAAUUUGGACAGUUGAAUGGGAAUUCUCGUGGCACGACGACUACUGGUAUCGACUGCGAUAUUUCUCCUCUCACAAACCCGCGUGUUUCGCAGUGAGCUCACGUUGUUCUUCUCGACCAUCCCUCAUUGCAGGACGUGUCAUGCAAAUCAUCGGCAGCCCAUCUUGCAGAGGCCGUAUUCCCACAGUCAGCCUGGUGCUCGCUCGCUCCGACCUUCCGCGGCUGGUGGCUCCGAACGGUCGGUGGCAGUUGCUCUCUCGGGUUGGAAAAGCUCGAGAGGACCCAUGGGUGCCCAUGAUAAUCAGAAAAGGCUAGAGCCCGUACUCGCUUUCCGGAUGCUCAGAAGCCGACCGAAGAAGAGCACAACGAAGGAUGUUCGAAUGCAUUAAUUGAUGUCAUAGGCGUUGUUCACCGGCAGCAUUCCUGUGGCCUCGCAUGUAUGGACCCCCCAGUCUUUGCAGUAAGACAAUUAGCCUGCCAAGAGACUCGUCACUCGUGUCUGAUCAGCCACCAAGCCCAGUAGAAUUUCUGCGAACUCUGGAGAAGGACCAAGUAGGAGACGACCUAGGAUGGUUCAUUCUGAGUCUCUUCGGAAGGCUGCGACGGUUGACGGUAAGCCUUACGCGUAUGUCAAUGCUUGUUUGGAUUCCGCGGUCAGCCUGAUGGGGCUCGACAAAAUCAUCAUCACUUGAUUGUUUCAGCCUUGUAAGGCGCACUGGUAGUUCCCAGGAGGUACGACCUCAGACGAUCCAUGGAGGAAAUCAAAAGUCGGUUCCAGGUGGGAAAGAGUGCGGCGAUACGAGUACAGCUCCGCAUACAGUAACAAGAGCGAAUCCGAUAAGGGCGUAAGAGUCGGUAAAAGUCAGAACAGUCGCUAAAGCAGUCUCAAUCCUUCGACGCUGACAUGUCUCGAGACUGCGGGUGGUAGUUGGCCCCCAGGUCUGCAGUUCCCCUUUCCUUAUCAGGAAAAUUAACUAACUUUGAACGGUCGAAGGAUGCGCUUGCAUCACGAAAUUGACGACUUCAAGCUGUAUGUUGACUAGACUCCGCUCGGUGACUCCGAGACUUAGUGAAGCAAUAGCGUUUCAUCCUUUCGUCUGACCAGCAGUGGGAAGACAAGUUCAAGAUACGUCAAGGAUGGAUGAAAAAGGCGCAUGACCUGGAAAAAGUGCUCGGGAUUCCGCCGCCGUCAGAUCGAACUCGUGUCGAUGCUCGCUUAUCUUAACCGCAAACUUAGGC